Molecule: messenger RNA, 7503 nt
Organism: Numida meleagris (helmeted guineafowl)
Lineage: Eukaryota; Metazoa; Chordata; Aves; Galliformes; Numididae
Gene: BCLAF1
Product: BCL2 associated transcription factor 1
Exons: 14
Coding region: 4375-7137 (920 amino acids)
Biological process (GO): positive regulation of transcription by RNA polymerase II
Cellular component (GO): mediator complex
Molecular function (GO): transcription coregulator activity; DNA binding
Source: RefSeq, a predicted model, not a curated record
CUCCCUGAAAGGGGCUGUUACAUCCCCAGGCCUAUCACACUGUGAUAUACCACCGCUGCAGGGUCUUGCCCUUUAUUUAUUGUUUGCUCUGGGACCCUUAGUUUUCAUAAAGAAAUCAGCUUCUUGUUUUUCGUGUAGUGGUGAUCCUGUAACACCUCGCUACAACUUGUCACUCCUUUAUCACGGAGAUCAAAGUUUUGCCCUAACAGUUAAAUUUUACUACAGGAGGACCCAGGGGCAUGCAAAACAAAGGAGUUCUCCACACUGCGAGUAGUCACUUAUGUAGCUAUUUGAGAUUGAGCAAUGGUUGGUUUGUUGUAGGUGUAUAAAAAACAUCUCUCGGAAUAGUUGUUCUUAAGUUUAGGAAGGGUUGAUUUCGAACGUGGGGUCCCAGGAAAAUACUAUCUAGCUUCUCGUAGUACCUUCUCGUUGCUUUAAACAAAGAGGGGAUAAGUGAGAAAGGGCAGGGAUUCUGGCAUAGAGUGCGCUUGGAGCAUGCAGCUUCUAGUGGUGAGGGGGGAAGAGUUGCUUCCUCCUACUCAGCCUUUCUGGUGUUGAGUGACAGCAGUGCUGAGUGGCAGGAAGAGUUUUAAUGUGUUACAUGUAUCAGUACUUGGGGAGUAGCUGGCUCUCUCUUGAGCUGACUGUGGCUUGAGCAAAGCUUCUGUGGGGCUUGCUCUAACCGUCCGUGCCCCAGGUGGAGGCCGUGUCUGCCUUCCUUGGGGACAUGGCAGGGCGUGUGUAUUGUGGGGAAGAUCCUGUUACAGUGGGGGAUGCAGAAAACUUGAAGCAGUUUUAGGAAUUUAGAAAGGGUCAUCAGCAGGGAGCUGUUGUUUGCAGCUAGGUUACGCUUAUUAAGGUGGAUUCGACUCGGGCUGGUUGUGAAGGAGACUUGUGGUGUUUGAGCUUGUGGAAUGCCAGAGAGCGUUUGGGGUUUGUUUACAUGUAGUGGAGGUAGGUAGGGGAAACUGUUGAAGAAUGCGAGGCUAUUCAGUCUGCUGGGAGUUUUUCCCAAAUGUAUCCGGAAGAAGUGCCUUGCUGUCUUGGCCGCUGUGCUGGCCCUCACACGGCCUUGUGGUAGGCUGGAUCUGGAACGUGAUGUGGCUCAAAAGUCAGCUUUGACUUUCUCUCCUGAGUUUUGUUAUUCUGGAUCAGUUUGGCUCACUGGGCACCUCUGUGAGUAUCAGUCUUUGGAGUGAGGAGGGGGAGGAUGGCCCUUUGUGUCAGCGUGCUCACAGACUAUUGUAAAGAGAUUGUAGAAACCAGUCUCUAAGGGAGUAUGAAAACGCUGUGUUAAGCAAACAAAACAAAAAACAAGCCAAACAAAACAACAGUAGUUCUCUUGUUGUUUUGUUUCUGUUUUGACAAAAUUCAUAGAAAUUAACAUUUUGAUUUUGUUUUUAGAUAGAAGAGAAACACGGUUAUGUUUGCCUAUAGUUUUACAUAACAGAACAGCUAUCAAUCUUAUGAUGGCUCUGCAGAUGCUUGGAGAUCGGUUUUUAAUUUAUUUUACAUAUAUUUUAUAUAGUUUUCUACUAAAAGUGAAUAAAUUAGGGAAUUCAGAUUUUCACACAUGUUCUCUGUUUAUUUGACUGUUUCAGUUGAAUUUUCUUGCUGUAAUUUUUUAUGUGGGUCUGUUCAGUUUUUGUAAUGGUGCAAGUGUUAUGAAGAUGAUGUAGGAGGAAAAUGUGUUCCCCAGCUCUUAUUACAGCCUGAGGUAGUUCAGUUAAAUUUGUUAAGGUAUUUGAGUAGUACUUGUAGAAUUCUAGGCAGUGAUGAUGCAAAUGGUACGAGUUUACACUUUCUAAUGAAUUGUGUUCUGUUCUUAUUUGUGAUGUGCUACUGUUAAACUUGGGGACAUUACAAAAAAGAGGAGGUAGAGAACAGAUAAGAAAGCAUGGUUACUUGGUGGCAGAUAUGCAAGCACUGAAUAGAUGCCUUACACUGCUGUCCUAAUAAGACCAGCUUCUUUUUAAUUUAGAAUAUGUAUAACGAAAGACUAUUAGAAAUUCUGUAGGAUUUCUUGAAGACUAUCCUAUCCCCUGGUUCUGGUUGUAGUAUCCUUUUUCUUUUGAAGCUUGAAUCUCUGAAUGAAAAUGCAUGUUGACAACUGCCUAUGAGUUACUUUAACAAGAUUUUUGACUUGAAUCUUAUCGAUAGCUUUCAAGUACUGCUUAAGCAAGAGUAACAAUGGCUAUUAAAUAGGUAUAAGAUAACUAAAAUAAUACAGCUGAGAGCAGUGUUUAGCUAGUAUAAAUUUGGAUAACUAGUCUAAAAUACCUCUUUAAGCUUCCAUGUGGUGUGGAAUUUCUGAAUUAGUGGGUUUAGCAGAUAUGUAGCGUCUGCAGUAUCUGUCAGAAAGCUUUAACAUCAGUGUAGUAAUAAAGGCUCAUAAAAAUAUUUAAAAGGAAUUGGAAACAGGUUUUUGUCCUUAAGUAUUUGCCAUGUUUGAAAGAAAAAUUAAGUGACAUCUACUUCGUCGUCAUAGUGUUGCUGAUUCUGUGGCAUAUCUUGUUUUUGCUUCGUGGCUGAGGCUGGUUUAAGGCACCCAUAUAUACUGCUGUUACAUUAAGAAACAUGCUGACUGUUCGGUCAUCAAUGUGACUUAAUAUCCAUUUCUUAAAAAAUGUGCAGUUGGCUGUGUCAAGGUUUGGUAGUAUGUUUUCUUUAACAGUACUCUGCUUGCAAGUGCCGUUAAAAAGCUUAAGAUCCAGGUUUGUUGCUGCCUUGGCAAGCUAGUUUCAGGGAAGCCUUAGGCUUGCACUGCUGCCAAAGGAAGCAGUCCCGAAUGGGGGCUGUCACAGCUUACCCAUCAUGGCCGAGAUGUGGGGUUGUGUCAUGAGCCGUUCUGAAACUAAUCACGCAGUCCGUAUGCUUUCUGAUCCAGUUCACAAUGUGGCUGCACAAAUACUUGUGCUGGCAUAAGGGAGAAGACCAUCAGGAAUGUGAGUUACUAGACAAUGGGAGAGAGGGGACCGUUUCUUUACACAAGUAGUGCCAGCUUAUUCCGACUUAAUGUGGAGCUGCAGUACUUUACUUUGUAAUAGCCAGCUUUUUCUGGUGCCGUGAUGAAAUGCUUGAGAGUCUAGCAUCGAUUUUCUCACAUCUAGGGCAGAAAGCAAGGGGAAAAGAAGCUUGAGUUGACAGAACCAUGCAGAUAACAGCAUUGCUGUUUCAAGUAUAGACUGUUUCUUGCAGUCAUAGUUCCUUCUUAAAAUGCUCAGUGGUAGGCAUCUCGCAUCGCAUUUUUCAUAUGCAGCUUUGCAACCUCUAGGUCUCUUCUGAGGCUGGUCAAGAGAUAAGCUUAAUGCAACCAAGUAAGACAGGCAGGUGGUCUUUUGAUUUGUGGAUUGAUGUUACUGCUUGGAAGUGUGAUGUGCGUAGCACCUCUUUUUUCGCUGUAUUACCUGACAUGAUGUUCUGACUUCAGACUGUGACAGUGGUGACAAGAGAGUCCCCAGGAAGAGGCUGCUGGUGAUGUAACUCUGUAUGUACCACUGUUUUUCAAGUUCUCCGUAACAGAGGUCAAUCAAAUAUUUUAAUUCUUGCAUAUUGUAAGAAUAUAUGCAUAGGCAAACCUUUAUUUUAAAAAAAGUCUAAACAGUCUUUCCGUUUCUUUUCUUACGUAUGAACUUUCUUUGGAAAAAGGUUUUUUGCAUGUCAAGCAUUUACCUGUAACAAUUAAAUGGAAGCAAAACUGAAAGUAGUUGAGAUUUUCUGUUCAGCAUUUAAGGUUUUCUAUUCAACAUUCUUUUAUUUUCAAGUCCUUAGCGAAAAGAGUAGUCGUGGUAUACCCAGUGGCUGAUAUUAAAAACUUGUCUUUACAAUUCUGAUUUCAGUUAGCACCAGCCAAUUAUUUUUAAAACUUGGAUGUAGAGAUAACAUCAAACUGUAGUAAAUAUUGAUUUUUAAAUCUAGUACUGAACUUCAACCACUUAGCUGAAGUUUGUAUUAAUUUUUCUGUGUAAGAAUGCUUUAAUUAACCUUUGCUAGCUAAUGCCAUCUCACCUUUUGUCUAGACAAGAUCUGAAAUGGUCCGAUACACUACUGUGCUCCUUCAGAGACUCAUGCUUGCUGAUGAUGAGAAGUAAAAACUUUAUCUUAUUAAAGCAUAUAUUUUGUAAAAAUUGGAAAUAUCUUGGUCACUACUAGUGAAUGGGAUCUGUGUUGCUGAAAGGAUAAACAGAGAAUUUUAAAAUAACUGAUUGAUUGACACAGACCAGUGGCUUGAGGUUAGUUUCAGAUGAGAUUAGUCUCUUUGGGGCCACACAAACUCAGUGCAACUGUGAUGGGGGAAAGUUAUAUGGGGCAAGAGUGACCAGUGAUAGGGAAAGCUGUUUUUCCUUCUCAGAAGAAGUAUACCUACGGGGGAAAAUGGGUCGAUCUAACUCUAGAUCACAUUCUUCAAGAUCAAAGUCCAGAUCUCAGUCCAGCUCUAGGUCAAGAUCCAGGUCACACUCUAGAAAAAAGAGAUACAGUUCUAGGUCUCGUUCAAGGACAUACUCACGAUCGCGCAGCAGGGAUCGUGUUUAUUCUAGAGAUUAUCGCAGAGAUUACAGAAAUAAUAGAGGAAUGAGACGUCCCUAUGGUUACAGAGGAAGAGGUAGAGGGUAUUACCAAGGAGGAGGUGGUAGAUACCAUCGUGGAGGUUAUAGGCCUGUCUGGAACCGAAGACACUCCCGAAGCCCUAGGCGUGGCCGUUCACGUUCCAGAAGUCCAAAGCGAAGGUCUGUGUCUUCGCAGAGGUCCCGGAGCAGAUCUCGUCGAUCUUACAGAUCUUCCAGGUCCCCAAGGUCCUCUUCAUCUCGUUCUUCAUCCCCAUACAGCAAAUCGCCUGUCUCUUCCAAAAGACGAGGGUCUAUGGAAAAGCAGGCAAAGAAAACUGAAGGGGCUCCUUUGCAAGAUAGCCCUUUGAAAAAUAAAUCACAAGAUGAACAGAAAGAUACAUUUGAACAUGACCCAUCAGAAUCUCUUGACGAUUUUAAUAAAUCAUCAGCAGCUUCUGGCGACAUUUGGCCUGGCCUUUCAGCGUAUGAUAACAGUCCGAGGUCACCCCACAGUCCGUCUAUUGCCAGCCCGCCUAGUCAGAGUUCAUCUUGCUCUGAUGCCCCUUUGCUUAGUACAGCCCACUCAGCAAAGGACACACCUCAACAUUCCCAUUCCAUUCAGCAUAGUCCUGAGAGGUCUGGCUCUGGUUCUGUUGGAAAUGGUUCUAGCCGUUAUAGUCCUUCUCAGAAUAGCCCAUUGCAUCACAUCCCUUCGAGGAGAAGCCCUGCAAAGACAAUCCCAUCACAGAGUGUUCCCCGUGAGGAGCCUCGAACACGUUCGUUUUAUCCUGAGACUGGGGAACAGGAAACUGUAAAAGGUGGAAAGUUUCUGAAAAGGUACACAGAUGAAGAGUCUAGAGUAUACCUGCUUGAUAGGGGUAAUACCAGGGAGAAGGAGGCCCAGAAGGAGAGAGGAUCAGAAAAAGGGAGGACAGAGGGAGAAAGGGAAUGGGAGGAUCAGGAAACUUUAGACUUUUUCGUUGAUAAAGAGACUGGGAAAGAGAAGUUUAAUGACUCUGAAGGGGAGGACACAGAGGAGACAGAGGAUUACAGACAGUUCAGAAAGUCUGUCUUGGCAGAUCAGGGUAAAAAUUUUCCUACUGCAUCUCACCGGAAUGCUGAGGAGGAAGGAACCAAAUACAAAUCUAAAAUAACAAUGAAGGGCAGUAGAGAGAGCGAUGGAUUUAGAGAUGAGAAAAGUUAUAAGCCUAAAGAGACUGGCUAUGUAGCGGAAAGGCCUAGUACAACAAAAGAUAAGCACAAGGAAGAAGACAAGAGUUCUGAGAGACUAACGAUGAAGAAAGAAACUCAGUCACCUGAGCAGGUAAAGUCUGAAAAGCUCAAAGAACUCUUUGAUUACAGUCCCCCUCUACACAAGAAUCUGGAUGCGAGAGAAAAAUCCACCUUCAGAGAGGAGAGCCCACUUAGGAUCAAAAUGAUAGCCAGUGACUCCCAUCGUCCUGAAGUUAAACUCAAAAUGGCACCAGUACCUCUUGAUGAUUCCAAUAGACCUGCUUCCUUGACUAAAGACAGGCUGCUUGCUAGCACACUUGUCCAUUCCGUCAAGAAGGAGCAAGAGUUCAGAUCCAUCUUUGACCACAUUAAGUUGCCACAGGCCAGCAAAAGCACGUCAGAGUCAUUUAUUCAGCAUAUAGUGUCCUUGGUUCAUCAUGUCAAAGAGCAAUACUUCAAAUCAGCCGGAAUGACCCUAAAUGAGAGGUUCACUGCAUAUCAAAAAGCUACUGAAGAGCACUGCACUCGGCAAAAGAGCCCAGAAAUACAUAGGAGGAUUGACAUCUCUCCAAGUGCCCUGAGGAAGCAUACCCGUUUAGCAGGUGAAGAGAGGGUCUUUAAAGAAGAAAGUCAAAAAGGAGAUAAAAAAUUAAGAUGUGAUUCUGCUGAUCUUCGGCAUGACAUUGACCGCCGUAGAAAGGAGCGAAGUAAAGAGCGAGGAGACUCAAAGGGCUCCAGGGAAUCCAGUGGGUCAAGAAAGCAGGAGAAAACUUCAAAAGAUUACAAGGAUUACAAAUCUUAUAAAGAUGACAGUAAGCAAAAAAGAGAGCAAGACCGUGCUAGAUCUUCCCCAUCUUCCUCUCCAUCAUCAUCUUCAUCCGGUUCUCGAGAAGAAAAGGAUUGCAAGAAAGAAAGAGAUGAAGAGUUCAAAACUCACCACGAACAGAAAGAAUACUCUGGUUUUGCAGGAGUCAGCAGGCCAAGAGGCACCUUUUUUCGAAUUAGGGGCAGAGGAAGAGCCAGAGGAGUCUUUGCUGGAACAAAUACUGGUCCCAGCAACUCAAAUACUACUUUUCAAAAGAGACCGAAGGAAGAGGAGUGGGAUCCUGAAUAUACCCCAAAAAGCAAGAAAUAUUUCUUGCAUGAUGACAGAGAUGAUGGUGUGGAUUAUUGGGCCAAACGAGGAAGGGGCCGUGGUACUUUCCAGCGUGGCAGAGGGCGUUUUAACUUCAAAAAGUCAGGUAGCAGUCCGAAGUGGACACAUGACAAAUACCAAGGGGAUGGGAUUGUGGAAGAUGAAGAAGAAACAAUGGAGAACAAUGAAGAAAAGGACAGACGCAAGGAGGAAAAGGAAUAACCCUGGAAGAAAGCUGAAAGAGCAGCUUUUGCACCACCCACACAACAUUUUUAAUAUGUUCUUUUUGUUGUCAAAUGAAUGUAAGCAUUUUACUUAAAUUUUACUGUUGGAAGUAGUUUAGAGGGAUUGUUUUUCUGUUUUAAGCCUUUAGGAGAAAAAAAUCUUGAUAUAGUAAACUAUGUUAAUGAUCGUACAGUUAGAAAGUAAAAUAUUUGUAACAACUUUUAAGAAAUUUUACUGUUUGUUAUAUGCAGUGUAAUUCUGCUUUGUCCAAAUAUAUGGUCAAGUACAACUCCUAAAAGUUUUGAUUCUCCCCUAUGUCUGUGUUUUAUUCUGAAGUAAACUUACAGCUCUGCACACCUGAAA